AUGAGGCAGAUGACUUCUUCUCCUCUCGAUGGACGGCUGGAUUGUGAAGACAUGCUGUACGAGGAACCUGAGCCGGAGGAUUCAGGCACGGAUUGGGUGGUGUUACGAGUAGGAGGUCAGGUGUUCGAGACCUCGAAACAGACGCUCUGCGCGGAACAGUCCAUGCUGGCGGCCUGGGUGCUUCGCCACCGUAAUAACGACGACGAGAAUAGGGAGAAUUCUCGCGUUCUGCGAAUUGAUAGGGACGGCCAACGCUUCAGGCACGUCUUGAAUUAUCUUCGUAACGGGACGGUUUGGCUUCAGGAUGUGGCGUCGCUGCGAGAGCUUCUCGAGGAGGCGGAGUAUUUCUGCCUUUCUGGUUUGCAGGGGCUUUGCGAGGAAAAGAUCAGGAAUAUUGAGGAUGCGGAUGCAGCAAUGUGCCAGAGGAGUGUUGAGGCUUUGCAGGACAAAAUUCUUAAUUCCGUUGGAAGCUUCGAGAAGUUUCGUGCUCGCUGCGGCAGUGGCGAGGUGUAUGCCGUGUUGAGAGGGAGGCGGCUGGGCUGCAGAGACGGAGAGGAGCCGGAGUUUCGCCUCGAUGUGGAUUUCUAA
Messenger RNA from Cryptomeria japonica (Japanese cedar), 588 nucleotides. RefSeq lists its product as uncharacterized. The transcript has a single exon. Gene Ontology annotation, biological process: protein homooligomerization. The record is from RefSeq and is a predicted model, not a curated record. Bases 1 to 588 code for a protein of 195 amino acids. NCBI's taxonomy places the organism in Eukaryota, Viridiplantae, Streptophyta, Pinopsida, Cupressales, Cupressaceae. Gene Ontology annotation, molecular function: protein binding.